Messenger RNA from Clupea harengus (Atlantic herring), 5680 nucleotides. RefSeq names its product rhotekin a (gene rtkna). NCBI's taxonomy places the organism in Eukaryota, Metazoa, Chordata, Actinopteri, Clupeiformes, Clupeidae. Gene Ontology annotation, cellular component: actomyosin contractile ring. The record is from RefSeq and is a predicted model, not a curated record. Gene Ontology annotation, biological process: actomyosin contractile ring assembly; signal transduction; septin ring organization.
AGUUUGGUGGAACUGUCAAAGUUAAAAUCAAGGGCAUCUUUGGGAGGUCUGCAUUUUCAAUUCUUAGUUUUAUUGUUGAGUUGAUUGCAGCCGAGAGAAGCAGUGUUUAUUGGAAAGACCUUAGUUUUGUUGAAACUAUUUAGAUUUUAUGGGGCCCUUUGAUGCUGAAUGAUGAUGAAGUUUUCUUUUUUCAUUAUAUUCAUAAAGUAGGUGACUGCAUUGAAAUUUUCCCCUGUAAAAAAAUGUCUGUGGCUGCAUUUUUCUUUGUUUGAUUCAUAGAUGAAUUAGCUAUUAAAAAAAACAAUCAGUUGCCAUGCUUUAGGUCUCUAAAUCUCUGAUGAGGCGUCAUAUUUUGUAUUCUGCAUUUUAAAAAGGUUAUUAGAGAGAGUGGUUAGAGCUUCACCAUAAUUAUAACCAUAACAUUUCAUGUCCUCUUAGGUCACUUGGGACUCUGGGGUUAAUAUAUAUACAGUCACGUAAUCCAGAGAAUUGAUUAAUGUUUUAUUCAUUAUGCCAGUAUCGUUCUUUAUAUCACUAUAACACAUUUGUAGACGUGUAUACAUGUAUAUAUGCUGUCUGGAGAUGUUAGGGGGAUUAUUUUGAUGGUUCUUCUGUGUUAUAACACCUUUAUGAUAUUUCAUGUGAUUUGUUAUUGUUUUAACUUGAUAUUCUGCACGAUACAUUCUUGAAAAUAAUUUCUCAAACAAAACCUUGAAAAUUCUUGAGUUUAUGCUUUGGUAUGGGUGUAUUCACCUUAAGUCUUGCACUUCAGUUUCAUUGCUAAUGAUAUCUCAGAGCACUGUUUUCUAAACUGUUACCUUAAACGAUAUUUUACAAUAAACUGCGAGUAUUCGGAGUUAUUAUGGAGUACUUGCCAUCCUUAUAAUACAAAAUAGUCACACAGCCUGCCGGAAACCAACACUAACAACAACAUGUGCACGUUACGCCGCCUCCUCGGCUGCCUCUCUGGUUGGCUCGUGUUCCCCCUCCUCUCGGCCAUGGCAAGCCGAGGUGCACUGAUGACAGCCGGGAGAUGAGCUCGGCCAGAUGACUAUGGUUAACGCCGGCUAUCCUGGGCAACAAGCCUAUAUUUUGCAAUCGAAAUAAAAAAGUCACCGUCUGUUUGGCAAGUUAAAUAUUAUUUGCCAGAGGACCGUGUUGAAUUUCUAACUGUUGUGGAAAAGACUGACACUUAAACAAUCUCGGGAGUUGUCGUGGAUGGGGCGUAUGAAACUGAAUGUAGUAUUGCGUAAGCGUGCUUGGUGAUUUGGAAUUUCGCUGUCCUGGAGCCGGUCACACCAUGAAUAACUCCAAACCAACACGAGAUAGUGACAUCCAGAAGAAGAUAGACCAUGAGAUCCGCAUGCGGGACGGGGCGUGUAAGCUGCUGGCCGCCUGCUCGCAGAGGGACCAGGCGCUGGAGGCCUCCAAGAACCUGCUCACCUGCAACGCCCGCAUCAUGGCCUACAUGUCCGAGCUGCAGCGCAUGAAGGAGGCCCAGGUCAUGCAGAGGGUCGCACGCAGGUCGUCUGAAUCAGGACCCUUGGAUGACCGACUCCCAUGCAAAGGCAAAGUAGCCAUCUCAGAUCUUCGCAUUCCUCUGAUGUGGAAAGACACUGAGUACUUCAAGAACAAAGGAGAGCUUCACCGCUGUGCAGUGUUCUGUCUCCUGCAGCUGGGAGGGGAGAUCUUCGACACAGACAUGGUGAUGGUGGACCGGACACUCACAGACAUCUGCUUUGAAAACACUGUCAUCUUUAACGAGGCCAGCCCGGGCUUCGAACUGCGCGUGGAGCUGUACAGCUGCUGCUCGGAGGACGACUGCUCGGCGGGCAGCACGCCCAGGAAGCUGGCCAGCAAGCUCAGCAGCUCGCUCGGCCGCACGGCCGGCAAGAAGAUGAGGGCCGCCAUGGACCCCGGGGCAUGCAGCCCCAUCAGUAACGGAGGGGGCGCCACUCUGCUGCUGCCGGUGUCUUCCGUCCCGGGGCCGAAAUAUCACCUCCUGGCUCACACCGCACUCUCACUGGCACACGUGCAGGACAGCUUCCGCACGCAUGACCUCACCAUCGCUGCCAAUGAGGACUGCUCCUUCUGGGUGCCGCUGUAUGGGAGUGUGUGCUGUCGCUUGGCUUCCCAGCCCAAAUGUAUGACCCAGCAGGUGAUGAGCGGACGCCUGAAAGUCAAGCAUGGGAACGACUCUCAAAGCUGCACGAAUGUCUACGGUGUCCUCAAGGGGACACACCUCUUCUGUUACCACCAACAACAGGACAUGGACACUAAUGUGGAUCCCGCAAUAACAAUCGGCAUCAACAAAGAAACGAGGAUACGAGCGGCAGAGAGAGACCCCCACAGUAAGGCCCAGAGUAUCUGCAUCAGUAACCAGUAUGGUGGGGAGGAGGUGACGCACACCCUCCUCACAGAGACCAGGGACGACACCCAGCACUGGAUGGAAGCCUUCUGGCAGCACUUUUACGACAUGAGCCAGUGGAAGCAUUGCUGCGAGGAUCUGAUGAAAAUCGACCUGCCGUCACCAAAGAAACUCGCUCCUCUCACUCCUAAGCAAGGCUCCCUCUAUCACGAGAUGGUUAUUGACACCUCGGAUGACAUCGGCACGGUGACGGACAUCCUGACGCGGCAGAUCCAGGAGUGGGAGCUGCGCACCCAGCUGAGGCGAGGCGCCGCCACUCCCCCCGCCUGGAUGGCCCUGUUCGAGGAGGAGGGCUCCCCGCCCACCACCCCCCAGCCCAUCCCCCGUCACCACCACCACCACCAGCAGCAGCUGCUACGCUCCCCGGCCUCCCCGCUCCUCAGCCCCGGUCGCCAGCCCGGCCGCUGCGGCCGCCUGCUCUCCUCCCAAGUGAGCCUGACGUCAGACAGCGACAGCCCGUGCAGCACCAGCCCCUGCUCGCGCCACUACGGCUGGGCCGCCGACCCCUCCUUCAUCUCCCCGUCGCUGUCGUCCUCCUCCUCCUCCUCCUCCAAGACUCGCUUCCGCCCCCGAACCCUCUCGCUGGACGCCAAGCUCAGCAGCUUACGUGGGCGAGGGGGUGUGGGAGGAGGAGGAGGAGGCAGCGGAGGCGGCAGGGUCAUCCAGUGCUCCUCACCGCCCCCGACCAUGACCUCCUCCUCCACGGCCACCUCGUCCUCCUCCGUGGCCCCCCACCGGUCCCCCGCCCUGGCUACCUUGUCCAGCUCCUCCAGCACCAGCUCCACCUCCAGCAACUCCAGCGAGGGCAGCAGCUUGGGUGGACCGGAGGGUGACACGCCCUUCGCCCGGCCCACCGGAGCCAGGCGCAGCCUCAGGAACUUGCGCUCAAAACUGGACCCCCGCAACUGGAUGCAGAGCCAAGUUUAACCCACACCCAUCCUCACCUCACUCACUCACACACACAUAGCGUUACAUUUGGAAGAAUUAAAAAAAGAGCAACUGUUGAGAAGAGGAAUAAUUUCAACAUUUGUCUUUUGUUUUCCUGGGAAAGAACUGGAAUGAAUAAGGGGCGAAGCAUGGGAGCCGGCCAAACACAAACAUGCCACAACUCAACAUACAGUAGAUAUGGGAGAUUACCUUCUUGUCAUCGCUUGGGAAAUUAACUGUUACACAUUGUUUACUUAAAUGUAAUACCUACAGGUCAAACAUGAUGAUACUUGGGAUUCUGUGUGCCCUUCAGUGUCAAACUGGAAAAAAGCAGCAUCCACAUCGUCCCUCAUGAGCCAGUAAGUGAAACUGGUGCCGUUUCCAGGUAACUGACCCUGUCCUGAGAAUGUAAAGUUUGGGUUGGUGGAUAACUCACCCCUUCCUGUGAGCUCAGCAUUGUGGGUACUACAGAGACUGCCGAAGGUUGCAGAACUUACGCUUCACGGAAGGCUCAGUGGAAAUGACACUCACUGUGCACCUGUUAUGAAUUUACCACAUACUAAUACUGUGAUAAUACUCAACUUUUACCUAAAAUGCAAGCAUAUUCGAGCUGUAUCAUUGGUUGCUGUUAAUCCAAGACUAUAACAAAACGGUUAUCGAUAGCAUAUAAUGACAACCUUCAGUGUUUCUCUUACACGUUGUCAUCUCAACAAAAUGUUACACUUGUUAGAUUUGUCCCAGUGUAGAGAUCUGUGAGUAGAUGCCGUACCUGAUAAAUGCAUGCCUGUGCUGUCAAGAAGAGACAGAGCACGAGCACCCUAACCCAAACCUUAUGGUUGGUCACCUAAAUAAGUGUGGUUGCUUCAGUUCUACUACUUGCUACUGUGAUAACCUCAGGACUACAUCAUUUUAUAAAGUCCCCCCAGAGUGUCAGAGUAUUUCCCAUAUUUUUAAGUACCUCAUAUUAAUGUACAUGCAGUUCAUGUACACAGUACCCCCAUAGUUACCAACACAAACGUUUGAACUCCACUGUACAUAUGUAUUGCAGCAUACUGAGGUUUAUAUAAAACUUUGGUGCAAUAGAGUUAUUGCUUCAUUUCAUAUUCAAAUGGGAUUAUUAUUACUUUUUUCCUCCCUUUUUGUUCAGAAAAGUAUAUAACAAAUGAUGAUUAUGAAAAAGAAAUCCAGCUGUAGUGUUGGGUUGUCCUUGAUCAGAUGUGACAACUGAUGACACUCCUUCACACUAAACCAAAUCAGAUUUUUCAUCAGUCACAGAUGUUAGCUGGACAUUCUGUUGUAUAAAAACCUACAAUGUUUUACGAAGUUUAAUGCCCAUCAUAAUUGCAGUAGCAGUUUACCAGUUUUAAAUAAUAAAAAAAGAUAAAUUCAGUAGUGUCCUUGUCUACAGCAAGGCAAAUAACUACAACGGAUAGAAGUAUGCAAUUGAGGAAGUUAAUAUAAAAAUGAAACAUGAAUUUUAUUUUGCCCUCAAUAUUGUGAGCAAUGUUAUCCCAGUAGAUAUAAAGUCAUAAAGAUGAAAAAAUGUAAUUAUGAAAUUGGCAGGUAUCCAUGGAACCUAAUCAAGCAGAGUAUCCUAUUGUCCCAUAACUCUCUUUUACAGUGACUAUAAACUAUGGCGCUGUGGUGAUGCAGAUGGCGAGCAUGUUACAUUGUUACAGGAGGCUGUUUCCCCUGAGGCCAGCAUGGCCCAAUGGCUCAGUUCAUGUGGACUCUCUACUCUCUGCACCAUACAGUCAUAUCAGCCUUUGUUAUUGUAAAGUUUUGUAAUCUAACAUUGUAUUUGUUCUUUUUGUGUUCAAUUGUAUUUUACAUGAUUGUUGAUGUCUUUUGUUAUAAAUACUAUAUUGAUAUAUUAUUUGAUCAGUUACAGGCAUAACUGUUUUGUGAGAGAUAACACUGAAUGUUAACACCUUUGUUAGGUUACUGGUCAGCAGGCUGUCUGCAUGCACGUUUCUUUUUGAAGAGAUCAAACUUUAAGAGAAAGAAGCUAACUCCGUACAUAGCCCUAACAAUAAAUUAUUCGUGACGUAAACAACUACACAAUUGUCUCCUACUCUUUCUUCCAGACAUUCUGGAUGCCAUUGGGGAUUAGUGAGUUUUAGAAUUUUUUUUUUUUUUAAAGCUAAAAAUGUCUCAAAUGCUAAUAAUGUACCUGCUUUUCUUAAUAAUUGUGAAUCCAACACCUCUGCAAUAAUUUAUAUUAAAAAGUGUUCCUAUUUACAAUCAGCUCUAUGAAUGAAGUAUUUUAUGGUAAUCACAGUGACUAACAGUGCAAUAAAUAAAUAAAUAAAUUGUGAAGGCAAA